ACCGCGGGCCGAGGUGCAUUUUCUUUUCAUCUCGUGCCUCAAAUUUGUAUCUAGCUGUAUUUUGGUCAACAUGUUUAAAAAUAUUUAUUACAGUCACAUCUGAAACUCGUCAGUAACAAAACUUGCACAUUUUCUGAAAAUAUCAAAAAACAAAAAACAAAUUUGAGACAAUUUUUCACUUUCUACGGUAAGAAUGACCAAUCACAAUACGUUGCUGAUAGCAUGAUGUGUGGAGUGACUGGCUUUUGGCCAAUCAUAUUCUUUGUUUUAUGCGCACGCCUAUGCGACUUUUACUGUGCACUGCGACUUUCACUGUGUACUAUGGCGACUUCUGAGUCGUUUGAUGCCAGUGAGACGGACAAUUCUGAGGCUGGUGAAUCCGCUUUCUGUUCCAUACAUGUCAUCGAUACUCAGAGCAAGAUUAUACCAUUUAGUGAUAAAAGCUAUCAAAAGUGUAAGGAGUGUGCAGCUAAGUGGGUAAUCGUGGAAGAGAGUUUAGAAAGUGAAGUUGCAGAGAAGUUGCAAGAACACGUACACGAAAGUGAAGGUGUGGGACAAGUCGGUCUUCAGUCAUCGACAACAAGCAGGGAGCACCAUACUCGGCUUCGAGGAUAUCAUGCUGAAUGUUACCGACACUUUUGCAACGUAACGACAAUCAGUAGAGCAUUGACAAGACUUCAGAAGAAGAGAGAUGCUGAGAAGACAUCUACAGAAGAUCCAGAGGAAGUGUCAGCAAGUGAGGAUGCCCCUGCACCCAAGAGACUGCUGCGGUCGAGAGUAUCCCAUGAAAAUCAACCCUCUACCAGCCAUGACUUUGAUAAGCCGCAUGUAUUGCCAGUCCAUUGCAUUAUCUGCAAAGGAGCUAAGUAUAUCCGCGAACAGUCUUCUGGUAAACGGAAGGUAGAAAAAUUAAUUCUUUGUGAAAGAAAAGAUGGGGGGCAUCUGUUAGAGGCCGCUUUAUUAAAGCAAGAUGAACAAUUGCUUUUACACAUACGUGGGAAAGAUCUUGUUGCAAUAGAAGUAAGGUACCAUAAAUCGUGCUAUUACAGGUAUACAAAAGUUGUGAAGAGAUGUAAUACUUAUAAACAGGAUACUCAGCAAACAGUAAUAUAUGAUAAGUCAUACUCUAGUUUCUGCAAAAAGGUAAUUGAGGAAAGGAUAAUGAAAAAUAAGGAGAUCCUUAGGCUGACUAAGCUGAACCAACUCUUCAUCAAGGAAGUCAGGGGAGUUGAAGGAUUAGAUGCCUCCUCCUUCAAAACCUACCGAUUGAAAGCACGAUUGAAAUCCUCACACCCUGCUCUUUGUUUUGUCAGGCCUUCUAGGAAGGUGGAGAGCGACAUUGUAUUUGUUGAAAAUCUGUCUGUUGAGGAGGUAGUAGAGGAUGCAGUUGGAGAAAUGACAAGUGAAGAAAGCGAGUGCAAUGAAGCUGUGAGUGAUGACCCUUCACAUGCAGUUCCAUCCAGAGCUUAUCACCUGAGGGAUAUGUUCCAUGCUGCCCAGGUUGUUAAAGACAGCAUCGUCAAUGCACCUAACCCAAUAAAGUGGCCCCCCACAGCUGAUGACUCAACCCUGGACACAGUCGACAAAAUUGUGCCUUCUGCACUCUUUAAUUUUCUUGCAUGGUCAACUGGGGCAAGUUCUGACCCAAGAGACUCCGGAAAGGUUGAGGUGCCUGAUGAGCUCCAUCCCCGCCUUCUUUCAGUUGCCCAGGAUAUUAUGUUCUUGAGAGCAAAAGGAAGGAUCCUUCUUCCCAAGCAUUCAUCCCUCUCAAUGGCAGUUCGUCACUUAACAAGGUCACACUUGUAUGAUGUUGUAUUUUACUGUUCAUGUGAUUUAUAUGAAAACUUUAGAGAUUGAUGAGGCUUAAAAAUUUAUAACCACUUUGAAUAUAUAGUCAUUUACAGUAUUUGUGAGGUAAAUGUAUAUACUUCCAGCAAAAUGUUUUUGAUGCCCAAGUCUAGUAGUGGUUUAUUGACUGCACUGCACAUUCAAUUGUUUAUGGUACAUAGUCAUUUAGACAAACAUAACAUGAAUCCAUUGUUACCAUGUUUCACUCAGGUGUACAUGUACAUGUAAAUGGGUACCCAUCUAACCAGAGCAGUACAUAUUUUGUUGCUAGGUAUUACUACAUGCAGGUAAAGAGAAGUGUCAUAAAGCAUAACAAGUGCUCUAUAAACAGGAACCAAUAUUUUAUUUUGAAAAUUCCUGAUACAUGUUGAGUAAUGGUCAUUCCCUUUGUCAUUCUGGAAAGUAUUUGUUCUUCAUGUAUUUUUUUUUCAUCAUGACUUGACACUGAAAGUUGUUUCUCAAUAUGUUAAUGUAAGGGAAGAAAAUACUUGUAGAUGUCGGGAGAUAAAUGUGUUUUUUGCCUCUAUUCACUGCUAAAUAAAUACAUUGUACCAUUGUAGGUAUAGAUUUGAACUGGACAUGUAAGUAUUUUGUUCCAUUGUGAAAAAAUAUUCUAAUUGUGCACUAUCGGAGGAUUGAGAUUAAGUAGUUCACAAUUUUGUAAAUACCAUGAUUAGUAAUUGAAAUGUAUUCACGUUUAAGUUUAUGUUUUAUGCUGUACAAAUGUGGGUAUCUGGCAAUUCUUGUUUUUGUCAUCAACGUAAUGGAGGGAAAAUAUUGUUAAAAAUAUAAUUAAAUCAUCAAAUCAUCAAAGGCAAGUAGCAAGGAAGUUGAUUUAUGUCUGGUUUCCAUGCCUUGUAUGAAUCAAUGAUGGAUUUUCUCCCUCUAACAGUACACAAUGAUAUUGAACAUUUGAAAGUCAUUGUAUGAAUUAAUUCUCUGUAUUGCUAGUACAGUAGACUUAUACUUGUUCAAAAUCUGUUGGGGCAGUUUAAUAGAUUUGGUAUUAAGGAAUGAGUUUGAUCAUUGUUAUGAAAAAAACAAAAACAAAACUGCCUGGAAAUUUCCUUUAAGAGCCAGAAAAGUGUACCUCAUCAUGAAUACAAUUUAUUUUUCUUACAAUGAAUCUACUUCAUACUAUGCAUUACGUCUACUGCCCCCCCCCCCACCCCAUUGUCAAAACUUCCUGUGAUUUUGCAAUGUAUUUGAGAUACAUGUAGUUAAAAGAUGAUUAAAAAUAUUGAUUGAAUAUGGAAA
Molecule: messenger RNA, 3105 nt
Organism: Strongylocentrotus purpuratus (purple sea urchin)
Lineage: Eukaryota; Metazoa; Echinodermata; Echinoidea; Camarodonta; Strongylocentrotidae
Exons: 3
Coding region: 223-1857 (544 amino acids)
Source: RefSeq, a predicted model, not a curated record